Messenger RNA from Peronospora matthiolae, 549 nucleotides. The record is from the annotation of a GenBank genome assembly. Lineage: Eukaryota; Oomycota; Peronosporomycetes; Peronosporales; Peronosporaceae.
AUGGAGAAAUCUCGAAGUAUGCUACACUACAAGGGCGUUUCAAUGGAGUGGUGGGCUGAAGCAGUCAAUACUGCGGUAUAUCUGAUCAACCGUUCCACGAACACGCAAAACGCAACUGUGACACCGUUUGAGCUGGGUUUUAAAGUAAAGCCUACAUUAGACCACUUACGCGUAUUUGGUUCUCGCGGCUACGCCCAUAUAGACAAGGCAAAGAGGACGAAGCUUGAACCUAAGAGCUUUAGGUGUCUGCUGCUUGGAUACUCAGAAAACGUCAAGGGUUACCGUGUCUAUGACUUGGACGCUUCCAAGAUCAAAGUGUGUCGCUCAGUAAAGCUGGACGAGCGUGAGGUGGGUGGUAUCUACGUUACACUACCUGCUCAGAUCGAAACAGUUAUUCAUGUUAGCACAGACGCCGAUGAUGAAGUCACGCUCGCACCAUUGGAACGUCAACCCGUUGAAGCGAAGCCAAUGGAAGGCGUUGCGAACGACGCACCGGACAUAGAGAUGGAGACAUGCAACCGGAACAGGAUGCUAUACCUUCGCUGCUGA